Molecule: messenger RNA, 1080 nt
Organism: Ahaetulla prasina
Lineage: Eukaryota; Metazoa; Chordata; Lepidosauria; Squamata; Colubridae
Exons: 3
Coding region: 1-1080 (359 amino acids)
Biological process (GO): DNA integration
Molecular function (GO): nucleic acid binding
Source: RefSeq, a predicted model, not a curated record
AUGUGCAACGAUUGCUGUUACGGCAGGAAAAAUGAUGGAUUUGAACUUGAUAAUGAAGAGUUGAUAAAAGCAGUAACAUCAGAAGAAGAAUACAAGUACUUAGGAGUUUUAGAAACCUCUGACCUGUUGCACAACCAAGUUAAGAAAGUUACAUCAACAAAAUACAUAAAGCGAGUCUGGGGGUGCCUGCUAUGGGGGGAUCGAGUGGUGAUCCCAGAGAAAUUGAGGAAAAGGGUGUUGGAUCUCCUCCACGAGGGUCACCCAGGGAUCGUAAGGAUGAAGGGUCUAGCAAGAAGCUAUGUGUGGUGGCCCUUAAUGGACUCAGAAAUUGCUGAAAGGGUAGGGAAAUGCCAGGCCUGCCAGGAGUCCAGACCACUACCCCCAACGGCCCCGGUUCGGGAAUGGGAAAGACCCCAAGGGCCCUGGUCUAGAAUCCACAUUGAUUUUGCCGGCCCCUUCCACGGCCAAACCUUCCUGGUAGUAGUCGAUGCCUACUCCAAAUGGCUGGAAAUCAUUCUCAUGAGAUCCAUGACAGCCGAGGCCGUGAUCUCAGUCCUACGGCACCUAUUUGUAACCCAUGGGUUGCCCGACACGUUAGUAUCCGAUAACGGCCCGCAAUUCACGGCAACCCAGUUUGAGGAGUACUUGGCAGAAGAGGGCAUCCGGCAUACCCUCUUGGCGCCUUUCCACCCUGCGACGAAUGGCCUUGCAGAGCGUUUCGUCCGGAGCGCAAAAGAGGCAUUGUCCAGACUCAAGCCAGGCGACUGGCAAACAAAAAUAGAUGUUUUCCUGGCCGUCCAACACAGAACCCCCUGUGCCACAACCGGCAGAAGCCCAGCAGAAUUAUUAAUGGGCCGAAAGCUCAGGUGCCCACUAGACCGUUUAAAUCCAAACUAUACACCGGAGGGUUACAAGGGGGAACUCGAAAAAACAAGAGGGAUGGAAAUAGGCAACCAGAAAACUCUUCAAACUGCUUUAGUGGCUGUGAUUGCUAAUGACUGGAAAUCUAGAGAGGAGGACCUAAAUCCUUGUUCUAAUACAGAACUAUUUCCAUAUACGAAAUCUGAAGUAGAUCUUUAA